AUGGCCGGUCCAUCCAAGAAACGCGCUCAGACCGAGAGGACUGCUACGACAGCUUCUUCGACGACGUCUCGCGACCCGACGCAGCGCUCUAUCCAGUCCAUCCCCAAGAACGAUGGCAAUCGCGAUCCUGGCAUCUCCAGAGGUGCCCCAGUGGAUUACAGCAAGCCCACCUCACUCAAGAACAUCUCCGAGUUUCUCGGUCUUGCUGGUUGGUACACGGCUCGUGGCAUGAGCAUUCCCGAUACGUUGCCUCAGCGCCCGAAGAACUUCAACAUCUAUGGAAAGGAGUGUGCCAUUACGUUGAACACCUUCAACGUCGCCAAGGCCCCGUCUACAGUCGUUCAUCAAUACGAUAUUGCCUGGGGUGGUGAGACCGAUCCCACCAAGCGCGUCCUUAUCAAGAAGAUCUGGUACUCCAAGGCUGUCAAGGCCGCCCUCGGUGAGCCCAAGAACCUUUGGGUUUACGAUGGCAACAAGCUUGCUUGGUCCGGAAAGCGUCUUGAGCGUGACGAGACCCGCAUCGUCGUUGACCUUGACGAAGAACAGGGUCGCCCCGCUCGUGAGGGGAAGACCAACACCCACACUGUCUACCUUCGAUGGACUCGCCAGGUCGACUUCUCCGGCCUCAACGCCUUCCUCAACGGACAAGCGGCAUGGUCGCACGAGUGUAUCGACACUAUCAACUUCCUCGAUCAUGUCAUGCGCGAAUGGCCAUCCCAGAAUUACACUCAAAUCAAGAAGUCGUUCUUCCAGCGCGGCGAGCAGCGCUUCGAUCUCGGAGGCGGUAUUGAGGCUUUCAAGGGUGUCUUCGCCUCCCUUCGACCUGUCCUCGACGACAAGUUCCAGAAGUCCUUGUCCGUCAACGUCGAUGUCGCCAACGGCACCUUCUGGCGCGCUCAAGAACUCACUCGCGCUGUUGGACAAGUCUUUAACUGUGGUCCUCCUCAGUUUGCCCAGCGUUUCAAGGAAGCGAAGCGCGACUGGAAGAACUCACAUCUUCGAAAGGACCUCCGGCGAUUCAGGCGUGUAGGCGUCUCUGCUACUCAUGUCAACCCACACACGCAAUGGACUAUUGAUGAUAUCGCUGACAAGGACGCGAUGGAGUGCACGUUCCCCGAUCCAGACGACCGCCGCCCCAAUCUGAAGGACAAUCAGCGCAAGCAGAUAUCCAUUUACCAGUAUUUCAAGACCAAGUACAACAUCAACUGCACGCCUGGAAUUCCUGUCGUCCGCAUGACCAAGAAGAUUCGCGGGUCGAAUGUUCACUUGCCUAUGGAUGUCCUCAAGAUCGAUGCUAACCAGCGAUACAACACCAAGUUGAGCGACACCCAGACCUCUUCUAUGAUCAAGUUUGCCGUCACCCUUCCCAAGGAGCGUUGGGCUGCUGUUCAACAUGGUGUUCGUCUUCUCAACUGGGCCAACGACCCUUACCUCCGCCAUUAUGGUCUACAGGUCAACACUACCCCUGCCAAGGUCAAGGCUCGUGUUCUGCCGUCUCCUGUGGUGCACUUUGGUGCCGGUUCCAAGGAAGCUACCAUUAAGCCUCAGGAUCUUACACAAGGCCGAUGGCGACUCGAUGGCAGGAAGUUCGCCAUGAACAACAAGGAUCGUCCAUUGAAGGGUUGGGGUGUUUGCUGCAUCCAGGGUCGUGGUAGCCCGCCCCAACAGGCGGUCGAACAGUUCUUCCAGAAGUUUGUUCAGAUUUACGAGAGCCACGGCGGGUUGGUCAUGGCUCACCCUCAGCAUGGCAAGAAGCCUUGGAUGGGCCCUGGCAACUUGAACGAUGCAGGAGAGAUGAUCCAGAAGGUCUGGCAACAGACUGGCAACCGUUACGCAUCUCCUCCGAUGUUUCUCUUCUUCAUUGUCAACGACCGCAACAUUGACGUAUACCGCCGUAUCAAGAAGGGAUGCGAUAUCCGCUUCGGUGUUGCCUCUCAAGUGCUCCAGUCCAAGCAUGUCAUGACUGCUUCGCCGCAGUACAUCUCCAACGUCUGCAUGAAGGUCAACGCGAAGCUCGGUGGGGCUACAUGUGUUGCGAAGUCUCAGCUCAUUCCCAAGAUCGCCCCGAAGCACGCAUCUACCCCAACCAUGGUCGUUGGUGCUGAUGUCUCCCAUCCUGCUCCUGGUGCUGCAUCUGGUGAAGCUGCUUCCUUUGCUGCCAUCACUGUAUCAGCCGACGUUCACUUUGCCAAGUACUGGGCCGAAGUCCAGACCAACGGUAACCGCGUUGAGAUGGUCACUACUUCUAACAUCGAAGAGCACUUUGGUUUUAUGGCCAAGAACUGGAUGCAGCGCAUCGGUCAGGGCCAAGCUCCGAAGCGCGUUCUUUACAUCCGCGAUGGCGUUUCAGAGGGACAAUAUGCUGCCGUUUUGGAAGAAGAGGUGCGCGAUAUGAAGGAGUGCUUCAGGAAGCUCGGUUGCAAGGUGCUACCUGCGUUCACCGUCGUCAUUGCCGGCAAGCGUCACCACAUUCGCUUCUUCCCUGAUCAAGGUAAGGGUGACCGCAACGGCAACCCUCUUCCUGGUACCCUGGUAGAGUCCGGCUGCACCCAUCCCUUCGAGUUCGACUUCUACCUGUGCGCUCAUGUAGCCAUCAAGGGAACUGCUCGCCCGAUCCAUUACCAGUGCAUUCUGAACGAGGGUAACUGGCUGUCUGCCGAGCUCCAGCAGUUCAUUUUCGAGCAUUCUUACCAAUAUGUCCGCUCCACCACUCCGGUCUCUCUCCACCCGGCGGUCUACUACGCUCACUUGGCUGCCGACCGCUCUCGAGCCCACUUGAACGAUAGCCCCGUCUCUUCUGGCAAGAAGGAGGCCAAGGCCGAUCAGCAGUCUUCCACUGGAUCUUCCAGCAAGAAGACCGAGAUCUCUCCGCUCCUUGCGAUCCAAAACGCUCGUGGAUUGAAGGACGUCAUGUGGUUCAUUUGA
This is a messenger RNA of Dothidotthia symphoricarpi CBS 119687, 2925 nucleotides long. RefSeq names its product eukaryotic translation initiation factor 2C 2. The record is from RefSeq and is a predicted model, not a curated record. Gene Ontology annotation, molecular function: RNA binding; protein binding. Lineage: Eukaryota; Fungi; Ascomycota; Dothideomycetes; Pleosporales; Dothidotthiaceae. The transcript has 6 exons. Bases 1 to 2925 code for a protein of 974 amino acids.